This is a messenger RNA of Schistocerca cancellata (South American locust), 1113 nucleotides long. RefSeq names its product testis-specific serine/threonine-protein kinase 1-like. Gene Ontology annotation, molecular function: ATP binding; tau-protein kinase activity; protein serine/threonine kinase activity. Gene Ontology annotation, cellular component: cytoplasm. Lineage: Eukaryota; Metazoa; Arthropoda; Insecta; Orthoptera; Acrididae. The coding region runs from base 1 to 1113 and encodes 370 amino acids. Gene Ontology annotation, biological process: intracellular signal transduction; microtubule cytoskeleton organization; protein phosphorylation. The transcript is spliced from 5 exons. The record is from RefSeq and is a predicted model, not a curated record.
AUGGACAAAAUGGCGCAGUCGGCGGGUCUGGGGCAGUCGCCCAGCGAGAUGGCGGUGCUGGCGGAGCGCGGCUACCAGCUGGGCAAGAAGCUGGGCGAGGGCUCCUACGCCAAGGUCUACGUGGCCGAGUACCGGCGCACCGGCAGUGCCGACACCCCGCAGGUGGUGGAGAAACUCGCCUGCAAGAUCAUCAACACAGCCGACGCGCCCAAGGACUUCGUCCGCAAGUUCCUGCCGCGCGAGCUCGACAUCAUCGCGCGCCUCCACCACCCGCACAUCGUGCACAUGCAUAGCAUCUGGCAGCGGCGCGCCAAGUACUUCAUCUUCAUGCGGUUCGCGGAGCGCGGCGACCUGCUGGACUUCGUGCUGAAGAACGGCGCCGUGUCGGAGGAGCAGUCGCGCAUCUGGCUGCGGCAGAUGGCGCUCGCCCUGCAGUACCUGCACGAGAUGGACGUGGCUCACCGCGACCUCAAGUGCGAGAACGUCCUCAUCAGCUCCAACUACAACUGCAAGCUCGCCGACUUCGGCUUCGCCCGCCGCAUCGUCGACACGGAGGGUAAGCCGAUUCUAAGCACCACGUACUGUGGCUCACUGGCGUACGCGCCGCCAGAGAUCCUCAAGGGGACUCCGUACCACCCCAAGGUAGCCGACAUUUGGUCACUUGGAGUCAUCCUGUUCGUCAUGCUCAACAAGGCGAUGCCCUUCGACGACACGAACGUGAAGCGGCUGCAGGAGCAGCAGAUGGCGCGCCGGUGGAAGUUCCGCUCCAAGGUGGUCAACAUCCUCAGCGACCAGGUCAAGCGGCUCACGACCUCCAUGCUGGAGCCCGAGACCAGCAGGAGGGUCAACAUCCAGCAGGUGCUGAACGCGGACUUCUUCGCGAUGGAGCCGCGCCUGAUGCAGCUGACGCCGGACGAGAAGAACGCGCUGUUGGAGGCGCGCGCUUCGCGGCGCCGGAAACCCGGCGGUUCGAUGGAGAUCGCUGCGGCGGUGGCGGCCAAGGAGGCGCCCGUCGGCUCCUCGCCCAACUUCGCCAAGCACUCCACCAUGGCGCCCAACCUGCGCGCCCCCGAACACUCCGAGUCCUCCUCCGUCUCGCGCAGCGUCAAAUAA